AUGGUCUAUGUGUGCCAACAUUGUCAAUUCCGAGCUGAAACAAAGCGCAACCUCAACAUCCAUACCACCAAAGGAUGUACGGCACAUGCAACUGAGGACGGGAGCUUUGCCAAUGCACUCGAACGAGCCAAAGCCAAGAGACACCGUAAACGUGAGCGGGAGAGAGAAGCCAAACGCCAACGACUUGAUGGCCCAGCAACUGCUGUUGAAGGUGACGAAGUGUGGGAGGACAUUGACGGUAGUGACCCUAUUGUGGACGAAGUAGCUUCACACACACCAGUCGAGCUACAACCAUUGGGCCGCACCCACCGGGCGAAGCGCCCGACCUGGAAGGUUUUACAAGACCAACGGCCCACCAUGGUGCCACCCAUUCCAUCCCAGCUGGGACUUGACAAUGCACCAGAUGCUGGUGCACCUACAGCAUCACCGCCACCUGAGCGAAUGCCUCACCGUAUCUGGAAUCCAUUCCGCUCAGCUACCAAUAUGUUUGGCCUCUUUCGUGAAUACAUGGACCAGCCAACGCACGACCCAAUCUCCCUUUCCCCGACUGACCAACCUGCCGGCCCACAAGACAAAGUACUCCAUGAAAUAGACACCGCCAACCUUCCUCCGUCUCUUCUGAACAAUCUUCCCCUAUACUAUCCGUUUAGCAAUUCAACAGCCUUUGGCUUUUUGCAUUGGAAGUGGACUGGCGCAAACUCAAAGUCAGACAUAGAAACAGCAAAACUCACCUCUUUUCUCCGCUCGGACGAUUUCAAUCAGUCAGACAUGAAAGCUUUCAAGAUAGCUACUGAGACUCGGCGCAUCGACCGUUACAUUAAUGGAGAUUUGGACGAUGGCUUGCUUGGCCCUCGUUCAAUCCUUCCCCACCGUGGGGAAUGGAAAGAAUCCCCAGUGACCAUUACCAUUCCGGAUGGCAAAGAGCACGAGAAAAUGGAGCAUCUCCCAAAGUUUGAAGUGCUUGGCCUUCACCAUCGCUCGCUCACAGACAUCAUUCGCAAUACGUUAUCAGAUACCGAUAAAAGCCGGUACUUUCACUACGUUCCUUUCAAGCACCAUUUCCAGCCUCCCGCUGUUAACGGUAUUGAGCCACCGCCUACACGGGUUUACGAUGAGAUUUAUACUUCAGACGCCAUGAUUGACGCACACAAAGCCCUUCAACUGCAACCACCUGAGCCAAACUGCACGUUGGAACGAGUCAUUGCAGCUGUUAUGUUAUAUUCUGACUCCACUCACCUCGCUUCCUUUGGCACUGCGUCUGCCUGGCCAAUCUACAUGUCAUUUGGAAAUGAAUCCAAGUAUGUUCGCUGUAAGCCCCGAACGGGGUCUUGUCAUCAUCUGGCCUAUAUACCAAAGCUCCCAGAUACCUUCUACGAAUUUGUUACGAACACAACAGGGGAGGGGCCUACAACUGAUUUACUCACCCAUGCUCGGCGAGAGCUCAUGCAUGCAGUUUGGCAUCAUAUACUCGAUGAAGACUUCAAGCAAGCAUAUGAGCACGGCAUUGUCGUGCUAUGCCCUGAUGGAGUCCAUCGGCGGUUCUACCCCCGUAUAUUCACUUACUCGGCCGAUUAUCCUGAGAAGGUCCUCCUCACCACCAUUCGCAAUCUUGGUGCAUGCCCCUGCCCUCGUUGCCUUGUGCCCAAAGCCAAAAUUCCCGAGCUUGGGACACAACGAGACGAUGCUCGCAGAUCCAAGUUAGCCCGAGUCGACGAUGUCCAUCGGCGUGGAAGGAUCAUGCAAGUCCGUGACUGGAUUUAUUUAACAGGCCGCGCAAUCAAGAGCAAGGCAGUUGAACUAGUUAUAGGUGUACGGUCAGAGGUUCCCACCACUAAUGCCUUCUCUGAACGCCUAUCGGAGCUUGGCUUUGCAUUCCACGACAUGUUUGUCCCUGAUCUCUUGCAUGAGGUCGAACUGGGCACAUGGAAAGCUCUAUUUACACAUCUCGUACGCAUACUUGUCGCUCACGGUGGCACUGCCGUUCAGCAGCUCAAUGACAGGCAAGUAUGUUCCUAA
Molecule: messenger RNA, 2016 nt
Organism: Pleurotus ostreatus (oyster mushroom)
Lineage: Eukaryota; Fungi; Basidiomycota; Agaricomycetes; Agaricales; Pleurotaceae
Exons: 4
Coding region: 1-2016 (671 amino acids)
Source: RefSeq, a predicted model, not a curated record